Schistosoma rodhaini is the source of this 2007-nucleotide messenger RNA. Lineage: Eukaryota; Metazoa; Platyhelminthes; Trematoda; Strigeidida; Schistosomatidae. The record is from the annotation of a GenBank genome assembly.
CAUACACAGGACCCAAGAAACAAACUGUUCAUAAUUUCCGCUUCGCAAAGUUUGAGGUUUGAAACUUUGUGGGCGCUUGUCUUAAAGGUUGCCCAACGUAUGGGUCGCAAGAAAGGUCAAAGGCAUGACCACCAGCUGAAAAGUUCCAAUGUGCAACAGUCUUCUGAGAAACUAGCCACAGAAGGCAGCACAAGUGAAUCUGCGGACGGUGUUAAAUUACCGGAGUCACCUGGUCAAGAUGCUGCUGCUAGUAGUGGGGAGACUAUCGAUGUUUUAGGGAAUGGUCUCAUCAUUAAAAAGGCAAAGUUAAUUAAUCCAUAACUUUUCUCUAGACUUUGAAAAAAGGUCUCGGUGGGGAAACUCGUCCCAGUCAUGGUGAUUCUGUCGUUGUAAAUUACAAAUGUUGGCUGGAAGAUGGAACGCUUGUUGACGACGCCGAAGAUGUGAAAAUGGUCCUUGGUGAUGGUGAUAUAAUACAUGCAUUUGACCUCUCUAUUCCACUGGCUGAGCACAAAGAGAUUUUCGAACUGACGACUGACUCCCGGUUCGCUUAUGGAUCCCGUGGACGGGAUCCUGGUAUCCCAUCAGGGGCAAAGUUAACUUAUCACAUCGAAGUUUUAAAAGUUGAUGACCCUCCUUGUUAUGCCAGUAUGUCGAAUUCGGAAAGACUUGCAGUUGCUAAUCAGAAGAAAGACAGAGGCAACUAUUACUACAGGAGAGAAGAAUUUGCAUUCGCUAUCGACAGUUAUAACAAAGCAUUGAAAAUUUUACAAUUGCCUCCUGUAAUUCCUACCCGGUCUUCAGAGGAGAAAUUUCCGGAAACCGACUGUUCAGCAGAGCUUAUUAAUGAUGCAAAGUUGAAAUUAGAAAACAAUCUCGCAGCUGCUCAGUUAAAGGUAGAAGCAUACGAUGCCGCUAUAAUGUCUUGUGAUGCUGUUUUGCAAAGCGAUCCACAAAAUAUUAAGGCUUUAUUCAGGAAAGGAAAGGCUCUUUUGGAAAUGAACGAAGUAGAUGAUGCUAUUCCAAUCCUCCAAAAAGUACUAACAAUAUCCCCAGGCUCACAAAUGGCUAGUGUUGAGUUAGCUCGUGCCCAAGCUGUACGACAGAAAGAACGAGAGCAUUGGUCACGGUCUGUUAAUCGUAGGUUCCCGAAAACUAAACAAAAUAAGAAUACAAAACUGUCCGCUGCAUCCAGAGUUAAACUGGUGAUGACUUCUCGUCCUGUGAUUGUAACAAGUAUCAUGGCGAUUCUCUCUGUUCUCGUUGGGUUCGUUGCAUACAUUUAUCAACCUGCCAUUAUGAACAUCAAUAUAUAGAAAUUAUUUAAUUAUUUCUAUUUUAUUCCAUCUUUACAUUAUUGGAUCGGGGUAUAUUAUAAUCAGAAGAAAUAUAAAAUCCAUUAGUUAUCAUUUGUAAAUAAAUAAUAACGAACUAAGUUGUAUUUAACUUGAAGUUAAUUGAAAUAAACGUACCGUUUCGCCUUACACGUUCAUAUUUGUUGUUUCUUCUUUUCUUUAUGUAAUGAGUGGAUACAGUUGUCAUGGUAUCUUGCUGAUUGAUCAAUUUAUAGAGUUCAACUUUUUCUUUUCUAACUUUGAUGUUAAUACUGAUAAGUUUUUUGUUUUUAGGUUAGAAGAGAACUUUAUUCAUUUCAUUAGGUAUUAUUACAAACUAAAAUAAUACGUAUAAUAUGUAAUAGGUUGUUUUAAAAAAGCACAUUGAUUGAUUCAUUUAGAAGCUUUCCUAAUAAACAUUACUACAAAUGUACGUUAUCAUAAUAUCAUUAUUAUUACUUUAUAGGGAUCUUUAUCAUGUUAUCUAUGUAACUUGUGUUUUUUUUCCAACAAAAUCUUAUAAUUUUCUUGCUUUAAUUGUUAUUUAAGUAUUUAGUUUGUAAUUAGUAGUUAGCUUUACUUUGUGAGUUAAACAUUUCUAAAUAAUGUUUUGUUAAUUUCCAUGUUAGUUUUAUAAUUUUUCAUACGCAGCAAGAUUAUUCAACUCAACACU